AAGCAGAGUUUAUAAAAUAUCUAAAUAUGAAUUAAUCUGAGCGAAACACUGGACUCUGGCGAAAUCCAUAAGGGCAUCGCCAUUAAUUAAAAAGAAGAAGAAGAAGAUUUGGAUGUAAAACAGUAAUUUUUUACUCAAAAUAAGGUCUUUUUACUGCAGUAAAAUAAAUAGAAAAUGUUGCGCAGCUUAACAGCUUCAAUUGUGCAAUGCCGUGGUAUUAAACAUCAAGUACAAAUAAAGUGGGUUAGACCCGAUUAUGUGCCGUCAUAUAAACCAGAAAAGUCUGGUGAUUUAGAAAAUAUACCUAAGAUAACAGACGAUACUUUAGGACAAGAUUAUGCAUUGAGUGAGGAGAUUAAGGAUGCCCCAGAAUCAGUGAAGAAGAUAUUCUCUGUUUCCCAUCUCGGAUUUCAAGCAUUUAAAGCAUUGGCGAAGAAAGAGUUGACUGAAAGAGUAAGGCGACAUCAAUACGAUGAGGACACAACUGAAUACACAAUUGCAAGGCUUACUGCUCAUAUAAGAUGCCUUCAACAUACCAUGGAGAAAUACCCUAAAAAUAUAAAAGCAAAGCAAACAUGCCAAGAGUUAAUUGAUAAACGUAAAAAACAUUUAAAAUUUCUAAGACAAUAUGAUUAUAAGAAAUUUGAAUGGCUUUUGGAGAAACUGAACAUCGAAUACAAAGGACAUCCAGAGACUUACAACAAAUUAUCUAGAAAAGAAUCAUUGAGAAAACUCACAGAAUUACAUUGCGAUGAAAUUCGCAAUAAAAAAUUACAUGACUACAGGAAUUUAUUGGAAAGUCAACAAGGUCCAUUCUUGAAAGAAAAACUUGAAGCGUUGAAGUUUAUAAAAAGUGAACAGAUGGAAUUAAAAUUGCCCAUCACUGUAACAGAUCAAGAUAUAAAGAAAGUAGAAAUACAAUUAGAGGAAUGGAAAGUGAAAGAUGAAAUCAAACAGCAAGCUAAAAAGAAGAAGAGACAUAUUUUAUUAGAGGAAUCAGAAUAGAUUUUCUAUUUGUGUGUAAAUAAAAUAUUAUUAGCUAUAUUGGAGUUUAUAUUUUUUAUUUGUGUAAAUGAAGAUGGUACAAUAUUAACACAAACAUUUAUUUUAGUAAUUACAUGUCUUAAAUCUACUUAUCCUUUUAAAACCAAAUUAUAAAAAUGCAUAAU
This is a messenger RNA of Diatraea saccharalis (sugarcane borer), 1169 nucleotides long. The record is from the annotation of a GenBank genome assembly. Lineage: Eukaryota; Metazoa; Arthropoda; Insecta; Lepidoptera; Crambidae.